AUGCAGACUCGAGAGGGAUCCAACAAGGAUUCCGAGGAGUCGGGCGCUGAGACCGAGAGCCGUGCCAGGACAAAAUACCAGCGCACGUCGCUCGCCGCCGACAAUGACUCGUUUUCAUUCCGCAAGCCCACCGCCCCUGCCUCGGCCAGUCGCCCACAGCAACCGCAGCACCAGCGCAAGUCGACGCUGAAGGAGAACAGAGUGCCUCUGCUGGGACCGCGGCCUUUCGAAUCGCCGAACAAGAGCAAGAGGUUUGAUGUCUGGCCAAUGAUGACAGGAUUGGCACUGAAGCAGAACAGGAUUGCCAGCGACAGCAACGCCGCCAGGGAAGCUGCUGCCCGUCGCAACUUCCUCCCGAACAGUUCGAGCGAGCCCAACUUCGACAAACCUCAAGUCCCGCUUCAGGCCCCAUCGUCCCACUCCCAAUUCCAGGACCAGGCACAGCCCUCGGCCGUCCAGCCAACACAGAUCCAAACACGGCAGCUACGCUCCAAAGACAGUCGAUUCAGCUUUGGCGAGCCCGAGAAUGCAAACUCGCCCACGCCGCCCUCGUUCGACUUCCUUCCGCCUGUCAACUUUGACGACUUUCAGACAAGCAUUGCCUCGUACGACUCGGCCAAGUCCAAAGCGAGAAACGUCCCUCAGAGCAUCAAGGCUUCAAUAAAUUCGAAGCCCCAACCCAUGACUGUCACCCAGCGAGAAUCUUCCGUGCCCAAUUUCAACCAACUCUCGGCCACUGCUUCGAACCAGCUGCAGACCUCGGCCUCAACUUCGGUCUUGCCAGUGCGCGCGAGAAGAGGAAGCCAGUCAGGCCCUGGAGCCCCCGCCAUAACUGCCUCUGGAAUCACCGCACGAGUAACACGCAAACCCAUGGCGCCGCAGCUGGACAAGAAACCACAAUCUGACCUCUCUCGCACUCCUUCGAUCCCGACAAAUGUUCGCAAAACACAAGGCGGAACGCCGCAGCCUUCCUCAAUCGAUACCUCCUUUGCCGCUCCUACUCGCUCCUCCAAAGCAAAGUCACUACAGCCCCUGCCUCGAUCUGCCACCUUGACCGAUCUUCCACAACCCGAGCAACGCCGUUCCGUCAAUGUCAAAGUUACCAACAGAUCUAAGACCCCGAGGACCGAUACACCCUCAGACAAGAGAAAGUCAGGAAGGAUGAGCGGCCUUGGAGCCAGAACAAUCAGUCCUACCGAUGCUCGUAGGCUUCGCAGGAUGUCAACCAAGCAACUCCCUCCUUCGCCGUCAAAGGAAUCCACGCACGCCCGCUCGCCCUCGGCCACUCCCCGUAGACCCGCCUUGACACCUUUAUCGAACAGGGCGACUCCCGAGGCUUCAAACAGAAUGGCACCCCCGCCAAACCUCAAUCUGUCGAGGACACCGAGUUACCAGUCUCUCCGCGCUCCGAGUGCUGGUCAAGGGAAGAUUGGUCAAAGCUCUUCGACUUCGAAACUACCCACUCCUAAGAGCCGGAAUCUUUACAGCGCUGCAGAAAGACGUGAUGAUGAGGAGAUGGUUCCGCCUGUGCCUGCCAUACCCAAAGCUUACGAGUCACCGAAGGACCUGAUAGACAUACCCUUUUUCUCUGGUCUCAAGACUCCUCUGUCUGGCAAUGUCGAUAACGAAAGCUCCGCUCUACCAAUACCCGCCCGACGUGGAGACAACUCUACUGCAUCCGACCCAAGCCAAACUCAGCACCGUAGAGGCCUCACAUUAAAUAACGGAACAAGCGUCGAGACUCCGUCGGCCAUGCCUGCAGUUAACAAGAAGACUCUCCAACCAUUACGCCUUCCUCCUCUUAAUCUCCUCCCACUCUCAACCCCUACUACGGCAAGAAUCAACUCCUAUCCUGCUCCGUCUCAAGAAGUCGAUACACGGGGUACUACGCCUCCUUUCAAGCGCAAUGCUGCCAAAACACCCAGCACUCCCAUGACAGCUUCGAAAGCAACCUUCUACAGGCGCCAGGAAGAAGAAUCUGCCAUGCCACUCAGCGCACGUAGUAACAGUACUCAGCCUGGUGCUCGUCGUCAAGCCAUCACUCCGUUCACCUCGGGCUCAUUACCCAAGCCCAAGUCCAAAUAUACCCAACCUCCGAGACUACCGGACGAGUUCACUCUGGGCAAUCACAACGCCGAGUCCCUUGCUUCCAAGCCAAUGGGUCCAAGACCACGAGCUGUGUCUAAGUCAGUCAAGGAAACCGCAUCGAUCCACACAGUGUCUUCUACAGAAGAUGCCGAACAACCACUACCUUCUGCUGCCUCAGGCCUGCGUCGCAAAUUGAGCUUGGGAUGGCGUAAGACGCCGCCUAAAGCAUCAAACACCUCUAACGCAGAGCCCCUCAAGCUCCAGACCAACAAGUACGACGAUAUGCCUCCACCGAAGAUUCCUGCAUCUGCAACAUGGAGUACCGAUAGUCCCAUUUCCACAUCUAGCAGUGGCCGUCCCUCCUUCGAAAGCACAAAGCUUGAGAGCCACAGGAGCAAGGCAUCUAUCUCUUCUGCUAACAAGGUGCCCCAGCUUGAGUCUGCUUCAGCUGCUAAGCCUCUACUUCCAAGCAAUAUUGCAGUUCGCCAGCCUCAGACGAGCACUACUUCAGUGCCACAGCCUGCAGCACCGCAGAAUCAACGUUCUACAUCGUGGUCAAUCCUUGGCAGCAUGAACCGCUCCCUAGGCGCAAGAACUACUCCACCUCAACCCAAGCCUAGAACAAUCAAUGCCUUACAUCUGGACAAGGAUGAUAUCGCCGCAAACGAUGAGAUGAGAAAGUUGUCUACAAAGAGGCGCGAUAUCGAUGUGGCCGCUCGUGAAACCGAAGAGUUGCGCAAACGUGCUACCCAAAAGGAGAGGAUGACUCCUGCGCAAGCUAUCCAAUCGUCAGCUGGACUUCUGAACAUUUACGAGAAGGGAGAGAUCAUUGACUACAAGGAUGGCGUCUGGUUCUGUGGCUCGAAACAAGCAAAGAAACAUGUUGGAGACAUAUCUGCUGCUGGAACGACAAACUUUGGUUAUGACGAUGAAAGAGGCGACUAUAACCUUGUCAUGGGUGACCACCUAGGAUACCGCUACGAAGUCAUUGAUGUUCUUGGUAAGGGAAGUUUCGGACAGGUCGUGAGGUGCAUUGACCACAAGCUCGGCACUCUUUGUGCUGUGAAGAUUAUUCGCAAUAAGAAGCGAUUCCAUCAGCAAGCUUUGGUUGAGGUCAACAUCUUGCAAAAACUCAAGGAAUGGGCCAAUGCAACACUCACGAUCACAUCAUCUUUCUACUUCCGAAACCAUCUUUGCAUCACAUCGCCUUCGCUCAGCAUCAACCUUUACGAAUUUAUCCGAACUCACAACUUCUCUGGCUUUUCAAUCCAACUCAUUCGCCGUUUCGCACGCCAGAUACUCUCAUGUCUAUGCCUGCUUCAAUCUAAAAGAAUCAUCCACUGCGAUCUCAAACCGGAAAACAUACUUCUCUGCGACCCUCGCCGAGCUGAUGUGCGAGUCAUUGACUUCGGAAGUUCUUGCAAAGCAGACGAGAAGGUGUACACGUACAUCCAGUCACGUUUCUACCGUUCACCUGAGGUCAUUCUUGGAAGCGACUAUGGUCUGGGAAUCGAUAUGUGGAGUUAUGGAUGCAUUCUUGCGGAGCUCUUCACUGGAUACCCUAUCUUCCCUGGCGAGAACGAGCAGGAGCAACUUGCGUGUAUCAUGGAAAUUUUCGGCCCUCCUGCUCGGGACAUUAUCGAAAAGGCCUCACGGAGAAAGCUUUUCUUCGAUUCAUCACUCAAGCCUCGUGUUACGGUAUCGAGUAAAGGCAGAAGGAGACGACCUAGCAGCAAGACUCUUAGUGGUGCCAUUAAGUGUGAUGACGAAGCUUUCCUGGACUUCCUCUCUCAAUGUCUUCGUUGGGACCCCGAGAAGCGUCUGCGUCCGGAUCAGGCCGUGUCUCACCCCUUCAUCACCAAUGAGCCAUUCAGAAAAGCUGGACCUGUCAGUUCACGAACAAGAACUGCAACCUCGGCUGCGUCGUCAACCACGACAACAGCGUCACAAUCUCCCAUCAAGCGGGCGCAACCAACGAUUCCGACCAUUCCGGCAUUCUCAUCGCAAGCAACGGCGGCGACUUCUCGCGCGCGUCCUCUUCCAGAUACCCCAAAUACAGCUGCGCGUAACGGAAACGCAGUGACCCCUAAUGUCAAUAACCUCAUGAAUCAGGCAACUAAGCCUGCAAGCGCGGGCAGGCGACAGAGCUUAGCACCCUCCUUGCAGCCGACUAUCAGUGCGCCACCGCCUCAGGUAUCGAUCAGCCAAGCCAUGGCUGGUAGCAAACGAGCCAGCAACGGUGCACUGUUGGCACAACAAUACCAUCAAAUGAGUCCGUACGGUGGCCUUGGUGUCAGUGGCUCGUCGACCUCCAGCAGUGGUCUGCCACGCUCCGUGAGCGGAAAAGUCGACCUCGCAAGUGCGGCAGCGAGAGAAAGUAUGGGAGCCACUGCACGGUGGAGGUGA
Messenger RNA from Aureobasidium vineae, 4494 nucleotides. The record is from the annotation of a GenBank genome assembly. Lineage: Eukaryota; Fungi; Ascomycota; Dothideomycetes; Dothideales; Saccotheciaceae.